Didymodactylos carnosus is the source of this 336-nucleotide messenger RNA. Lineage: Eukaryota; Metazoa; Rotifera; Eurotatoria; Philodinida; Philodinidae. The record is from the annotation of a GenBank genome assembly.
AUGAAUCAAAAUUUUAAAAUUCAUAUGCUAUUCGUCGUUAUUUAUCUUUUAAUUGUACCAACAUCGUUAGAUUCAAAACGAUUUGGACUAACAGACUCAUCGUCGAAUGUACCGUUAUCUCAUUAUCAACGUUUAGCCAAAAGCUGUUACAUUCGUAAUUUUGAUCAAUGGUCGGAGAGACAAAAAGAAUUAUCCUUGCUGAUAAAAGUCUCAAAGAUGAUGCAAUUAAAUUUCAAAGAUCAUCCCGAAGUACAACGUGAAAUUGAACAACAUCGACUACAAUAUGAAUGCUUGAAAAUUUUUGGUCGAUUACCCGUGUCUAUUGGUCCAGGAUAA